AGUGUCCGACUGGAAGGGGGGGAAAGUGUCCGGACUGGAAGGGGGGGGAAAGUGUCCGGACUGGAAGGGGGGAAAAGUGUCCGGACUGGAAGGGGGGGAAAGUGUCCGGACUGGAAGGGAGGGAAAGUGUCCGGACUGGAAGGGGGUGAAAGUGUCCAGACUGGAAGAGGGGGAAAGUGUCCGGACUGGAAGGGGGAGGGAAAGUGUCCGGACUGGAAGGGGGUGAAAGUGUCCAGACUGGAAGGGGGGGGAAAGUGUCCGGACUGGAAGGGGUGGAAAGUGUCCGGACUGGAAGGGGUGGAAAGUGUCCGGACU
Staurois parvus is the source of this 315-nucleotide messenger RNA. The record is from the annotation of a GenBank genome assembly. Lineage: Eukaryota; Metazoa; Chordata; Amphibia; Anura; Ranidae.